This is a messenger RNA of Rhodamnia argentea, 1226 nucleotides long. Its product is annotated as protein Iojap-related, mitochondrial. The coding region runs from base 168 to 782 and encodes 204 amino acids. Gene Ontology annotation, molecular function: ribosomal large subunit binding. Gene Ontology annotation, biological process: negative regulation of translation; negative regulation of ribosome biogenesis. The record is from RefSeq and is a predicted model, not a curated record. The transcript is spliced from 4 exons. Lineage: Eukaryota; Viridiplantae; Streptophyta; Magnoliopsida; Myrtales; Myrtaceae.
UUCCCUAAACUGAUCGUCAAGAGUAUACGGCGCUUCGCUUACGUCUUUCCGUCUCUGGUCUGCACAGUGCAUGCCGGCUUCGCUCGACAGUAAGGCGAGGCAAAGCAGUCCGCCAUUUCCGACUGAAUCGGCGGAGCCUCGCAAUCUCGAAGAGGUGCGGCGACCUCAUGUGGUCGGCUCUUCUACGCUCGCGGCUCGCGCCGUCAUCCUCUCUCGCUCAAUAUCAGCAGUGGAGUCUAGGGUUUCUGGGGGCGAGCCGCGCUUGCUCCACCUCCACCGCCGCGGCGCACGGCGUUGAUCAGUGGUCAAUCCUCGAUCUGCAGGAGGUGGAGAAGGUGCUCAGCGACGUGAGGGCGGACGACGUGAAGGUGAUCCCGGGUCGCAAGGAUCGCGACUGGGCCGAUUACAUCGUGCUGGCCACCGGCAGGUCCUCUUGGCACGUGAAGAACAUCGCUCAAGCCCUUCUUUACAAGGCUAAACAAAAGCAAAAAGGAGCUCGAAGACUGAUGCUGCCGAGCGUAUCAUGGUCAACAUCAAGCGGGGGGAAAUCUUCGGCAAAAAAAGAAGUAAAGGAAGGAAAGUGGGUCGUGGUCGACUCUGGCAAAGUAGUAGUUCAUGCUCUUGAUGAAGAAGCCAGAGCUUAUUAUGACUUGGAUGGUCUCCUGUCGACUGACUCCUACCAAGAGGAUUCGAUUCAGGUGCGUUUUGAAGAUUUGGGAAAGGCCUUAGUGAAGAUUCGUCGCAAGAACAACUCGAAACGGCGAACUCAAAAUGGUGCAUGAAGAACUGCCCUGUUUGCUAGUUACUUCGCCCUUUGCCUCUGUACGGUUGAAGAUCAUGUUCUUGCCGUUUCUCGAGCUAGAACCUUGUUGAAGACGCGGAGAAUUCAAAUGACAUGGCUGUGCGAGGUCUUAUUUGUCCAUCAAUGGGCAGGAUGCUGGUGCGUGUUGUAAUUGUGCCAUCUCUCUUCUUUCGUGAUCGCCUUGGGGUGAGGAAUCAUAUUUGUUCUUCUGGAACAAAGGAGUCGAACUGCUUUAACUAGGCUUGCUCCAUUAGAGAGAGAAGUUUGAGAUAUGGUUGAACGAAAAAACCGACCUAACUUGCAUGGGCGGAUCGGUAAUUUCAUUUUUGGUGAGUUUGAUUGGAAACCUGUCAAGAUGCGGUCGGAUUCUCAAAAUUCUGAGCUCACUAUACUUGACAUUCGGGUCCUUUUCUAUUUCACGGAA